This is a messenger RNA of Pomacea canaliculata, 3431 nucleotides long. RefSeq lists its product as uncharacterized. The transcript is spliced from 11 exons. The record is from RefSeq and is a predicted model, not a curated record. The coding region runs from base 400 to 1812 and encodes 470 amino acids. Lineage: Eukaryota; Metazoa; Mollusca; Gastropoda; Architaenioglossa; Ampullariidae.
UCUAUUUACGACCAUUGUUUGAAGGAAGAGGUCGCAGGCUAAAAUAGUAUUGUUCUUCAUGUGAGAAGUGGAGUUGAUUUCAUAUGUCUUUACAUUGCCUUAGAGUCGUAAACAUUUGUAAUAGUAAACGGUGAGAAAAGUGAUGGCGGUCUGGAGACUGUGGAGACUGUGGAUACUGUGUGGUGUCGCACUACUCGCUAUAGAGGAUGGUUCAGCUUUCCUGAUUCAGUUUAACAUCGGAGGGUGACCAGGAACAUCACACACGAGGAAAGAAAAAACUUGAGAUUGAUUAUCGGUGGUUGUGAACAGGGUAGUGUGGACGUUGUUGAAGAAUCAGAUCCCUCAUUUUCAUGUGAUGCCCUCAGGACUAGACUACAAUGGACAGUUUAUAAUGACAAAAUGGAAACUAUUUUUUCCGGUGUUUGCUUUCGAUUGCGUUGCUCUUUUUGGAACAAGUUUUAUUUACCCGUGGACUUAAAAUACUUUGCGAAUGAAUAUGGCAGAUCCACACUUACAAUGAAAGGGAUCACAAGAAACUCAGCUCGCACCUUGUCUUGCAACGACUCCUUGACGUACGCCAGGUGUGACUUAAGAAUAAUUGCGAAACCAGUGUAUAGAGACUGCAGUGUAAGUAUUUCAAACUGGAUGGUGACUGGGAGCUGCACAGUGACAGGAAUGUAUUCUUCAGACAACAACUACACGUGCAAAUGGAGGGAGGAUAAAAAAGAGGAAUUUGGAGGUUUUCAAACCAGUCUGACAAGUUAUAUAAAUAACUCAAGGACUUAUACUAAAGGAGUUUGUUCUUUUGCAAAACCAAUGCCCCUAACUAGGGGCAACUAUACGUACAGUGUAAGCGUGUCGCCAGGUGCUGAUGACUACUUCAAUAAACAAAUUUACAUAGAUAAGCCAUAUGGGGUACAAAUCAAUCACAACUGUCCUGAGUAUGUUUUUGAGGGCUCAGAUGUAAGCUGUACAUGUUAUGCAUCAAGAACUGUAAGUCCACCAGCUCUACUUGUGUGGGAAGGAAGGAAUAAUGCAACCCUUUUGCUAAUAAAUGUAAACCGGCGAUUAGACCAACAACAGUUCACAUGUCGACUAGAGUGGACUCCAGACGGCUCCACUAAACAAAACACUUCUUACAUACUCAAAGUAGCUUAUGGCCCCUUAGAUGCCGUGAUCACCACCAGUGAAAUGAAGACAGAAUAUGAGACAGAGACGAUAACUUUAACCUGCACAGCGACUGAUGUUUAUCCGUCAGCAGUUUUUCAAUGGAAUGUCACAUGUUAUAAUCGGACUGACUACAGAGACUCCAGUACAUGUUCCUUCAACUUCACUGAGAAGAUUAAAAGUCUGGCAAUAUUAUGCAAAGCUAGCAACACAUAUUAUCAUCAAGCGAAUGUUUCUCGCGUAUACAUCCUUUCCUCUUUGGGAAGACCGCAAGCAAACACGGGUAGACCUAAUGCCGGGUUAAUUGGUGGCAUUAUUGCAGCUGUACUUCUUGUACUCAUUGUUGUUGCAGUUUUGAUUGUGUUCAUCAUUAAACGGAGAAAGGAUCCAGUGUAUGACACGACUAGAAAGCCUGAUGAGAACGAGCACAGCUACGAGGGCCUCCCUCUCAGUAGACCUAAACUGUUGCCAACUGCAGUUUUUCGGGCAGGAGCAGGCGAUGAAACAGCAACAAGUCCAGACAGCGAUGAGCAUCACUACGAAGAAAUGACCAUGACAGGCCAAAAUGCUCCUCAGCAUACAGAUUCAAUUUAUGUUCUACGAUGCCGACGACUGUUCCCAGCGAUGACAUCUUCACACAACUAAUAUCAAAGCAAUGAGUGUUGUUCUGUAUUGAGGUAUUUUAGGCAGACAGUUUGAGUAUCUUGCUGCUUUGCUCAAAUCUGUAGCGUAAACUUAAGCGCAUCUCAUUCUAUUUAUAAUAGUAUUUUAAAAGAAAUAGUUUGCUUAUAAUUUUUAAAUUGUAAUUUAAUACAGUUUUUAUAAAGAUGUAUAUAUGUACUUUAUAAGUAUAGAUUAAUGAGGAUACAUUUAUACUUCACAAUGCUACAUUUUUUUACUUUAUAUAAGAUACUUUGUAUAUAUAUAACAGUAUAUAUGCACUGUAGAACUAGAGGGUAUUGCAUUCAUUUAUUUCUUCUUUAAAUUGCCUUUUUUAUUUUAUAACUUCAUUCAUAGUUUGGAAUGUUUGUCCUAUCUACCUUUUAAAAUAUUAGUUUUUAUCGGCUUUACAUAUAUAUAUAUAUAAGACGAUUGUCCUGUAAUGAUUUUUUUUUUGAAGAGAAUAUUGCUGUUGUUAAGUAGCAUAUAUUUUAUAUUGUGAAAAAUACAAAUGUAUUCGGCUUUUGAACAAAAAACACAUUGCUGUAAUACAGACAGGCUAAACAUAAUAUUAUUAAAUAAACUUUACAAGUUGUAGCUAAAACUUUUGUUUUUUGUAUAAUCAUGCUUGCUCAUCUCAGUGCAUUUACAGCUUUUACUCAGGCAUUUUGAAGGAGAUAGAACAGGAAAACCAAGUUCGGUAUACAACAAUAACACCACCCAGUCGUUGAUUGCUUGUCAAAAGAGGUGAAAUGUAGUAAAGAGUAAACCAUUACUACAAAUUGUUAUUGAGCAGCCUGACUGUGCUCAAAACUUCUAAUGAUGCCAUUUGUAAUCACGAAAAACAAUAGCCAAAAGACUGGCGUUUUUCUUAAUGAGUCUAAUGUGAAAGCUGACCUAAAAAACCAUCAAAAUACAUACAUAAAAACAAACAAACAAACAAACAAAACACCAACACAACUGUUUUACCUUUUUGGGGAUAGUCUUUACAGUUUGAGUUGGGGAAAAUUUGAGGUGGAUUGUGAUGCUGACACAUUUGCUCAAAAAGAUAAGAACUAUAGGCAGGUGAUCUUUUAACAGUCUAAGACGUGCUUUGGCAAUUCUUAUUACAUAUAGUACUUCUGUAAUAAACCAAUGAACUCAAUAUUACAGCUGCCGUAGGGUUAGCUAAUAAAUUUUUGCUGUCUUUGUUCUCUAAUUAAGCCAGCGAGACUGCAUACUUAACAGUCCGACAUAAAAGGAUCAAAGAGCUUAAAUUCAGUCAAACGGGAAAAAAAAAAACUUGGAGCAUCAAUUCAAAGCACACAAACGAAAAUUCGUUCCUGUACUAAAUAGGUUGAUAGAAAAAAUACAGCUUGACGAGAAAAGGGCCUUAACUACAAGAUUAUUAUGUAUAAUUCCCCCCUUCAGUAGCCAUCUUAUCACAUACUUCUUUACGUUUUUACUCUCAUAGGCUUCAUGAAGUGAACAUUAAAAAGAAACCAAAGUGUUGUAAUCAAUAGUCAAAACUGUAAUAAAUACACUAUAUUUCUUAAUGCAUAUAUAUAUUGUAAAAGUAGCAAACUCAUUUUGGAAAUGUUAAGUAAACAUUCCUUGUCAUACGG